This is a messenger RNA of Sinocyclocheilus rhinocerous, 2724 nucleotides long. Its product is annotated as olfactomedin-like protein 2A. The record is from RefSeq and is a predicted model, not a curated record. Lineage: Eukaryota; Metazoa; Chordata; Actinopteri; Cypriniformes; Cyprinidae. The coding region runs from base 66 to 2009 and encodes 647 amino acids. The transcript is spliced from 8 exons. Gene Ontology annotation, biological process: signal transduction.
UAGUCUGCAGUCGCAUCAGCGCACAUCUCACACAUUCACACAGAGGAGCUUCACAGACCGGCGAGAUGUGGAGGAUAGUGGAGUUCGUGGCGUGUUUGCUUAUGAUGUCCAGUCAUGUAUCAUCUCAGAGCAAGAUCUUCGGGGAGGAACAAGUCCGCAUGACAUCAGAGGGAUCCGACUGCCGCUGUAAGUGCAUCAUGCGGCCUUUGACCCGGGACGCAUGCGCUCGCUUGCGGACAGGAAGUGUGCGCGGUGUGGAGGAUUUUGACACGGUGGAGACGGUGAGUUCGGGAGCCGACUGUAAAUGUUCCUGCACAGCUCCGCCCUCCUCUCUCAACCCCUGCGAGAACGAAUGGAAGAUGGAAAAACUCAAGAAACAGGCGCCAGAACUGCUCAAGCUGCAGUCCAUGGUGGACCUUCUGGAAGGUACUCUCUUCAGUAUGGACCUUCUCAAAGUUCACUCGUACAUCAAUAAGGUGGUGUCUCAAAUGAAUAACCUAGAGGAGAUGAUAAAGAUGAACCUCUCUCGGGAGAAUGACUUUGUGAGAGACAGUGUGGCGACUCUGACCAAUCAGCUACGGCAGUACGAGAACCAUUCUGACGUCAUGAUGAGCAUAAAGAAAGAGCUGUCCAAUCUGGGCCUACAGCUGCUGCAGAAAGACUCCACCGCCUCGGGCCCUAAAAGCAAAGUUCAGGACACACUGGGGACAAAUAUCAAAGAUGCUUCAAAGUUUCCAGCAAAGAAACCAGAAAAAGGGAAACCUCCACCAAAGCCAGUGAAGGAAAAGCCGGCCAAGCCGAAGAAAGAGACCACAAAACCAAACAAACCUGGUAAACCAGAGCAAACAGAACUGCCCAGUAAAACCAAACCUUCACAGAACCAACCAGGACUUAUCCGAGGAAUCACAUACUAUAAAGCCACCAAAACUGAUGAGACAGGCAACCAAAAAGAGAGACCUGAUGAAACGGACACGUUGCUUGAGGUAGAGGUAGAGGAAGAGGAAAGUACCAUAUUUCCUGACACCUUAGCAACAGAGACAACCCCGGCAACUGUACCCAUGACAAUAACAACAACCACUCCUCCCACAACAACAACAACAACAACCCAGAGGACGACAACAACUAGCAGAACAAUAUACAGAGAGGAGCGACCGGCUCCAACCAUUGCACUAGUGCUGGACAACACCAGCAACAACUCAUACAUCGCAGUUAAAGAGCACAGCUGUGAAGGGACGCUGGCCUCCGUUGAUCUGCCGGUCAAACAGCACAGUUACGGGAGAAAUGAGGGCGCAUGGAUGAAGGAUCCCGCCACCAAGGACUCCAAAAUCUACGUCACCAACUAUUACUACGGCAACAACCUUGUGGAGUUCCGGAACUUGGACAACUUUAAACAGGGCCGUUGGAGUAACCUGUACAAGCUGCCUUAUAACUGGAUCGGAACAGGUCAUGUUGUGUACAGAGGAGGGUUUUACUAUAACCGUGCCUUCACAAAGAACAUCAUCAAAUACGACCUCAAGCAACGAUUCGUAGCCGCCUGGGCUCAGCUCCACGACGUCGUCUACGAAGACACCACACCUUGGAAGUGGAAAGGCCACUCUGAUAUCGAUUUCGCCGUGGACGAGAACGGACUUUGGGUCAUUUACCCGUCUGUUGACGAUGACUACGGACAGGCCGAGGUCAUUGUAGUCAGUAAACUAGAUCCCAAUGACCUGUCUGUCAAAAAGGAGACAACAUGGAGGACGAGACUGCGAAGAAAUUCGUUCGGGAACUGCUUCAUAAUAUGUGGCGUCCUCUACGCGGUGGACAUUUACAAUCAGCGGGAAGGGGAGGUUUCGUAUGCAUACGACACGCUCACGGGGGCCGAGGCGUCACCGCGUUUACUGUUCAUUAACGAAUACGGGUUCACCACACAAGUCGAUUACAACCCAAAAGAGAAGGUUCUGUACGCCUGGGACAGUGGACACCAGCUCACCUACAGCAUCAACUUUGUAGAGCAAGAAAAGAAAUGAAAUCAGACUUUAGCAAUCUUAUUUACUCAAAGCAAAAGCCACUUCCUGAUUGUAACUGCCUCAUUGGUUCCACUGACAAAUGCUCUCUUGAAACGGUUCAUUGUCUCCUCAUGAAUUUUAAUAGACAUUUGUUUGAGAUUAUAUAAGAACAAAGGGAUUACAUAACCGCUGCUCUAGAAUUCAUUACCAAAUCUAGAAUCCCGUCGAAUGAAAUCUAAAGGCCUUCUCACAUGAUUCACGUCAAAAUUCCCAAUGCAUUAAACUCUGUGGAGCGAAGCUACUCCCAGUUUCUUGUUGUGCACAGGUUGACCCAUAUCAACUUUGACCAUUUUGAAUUAGCAUACAAUUACACAUCGCUUAAAGUUAACCAAUUUCAUCUUUCUUUCCACAUGCCGCUGACAUUUUUAAGCAUGUUUAUUGGAAAAUGUGUAUAACGUUCCUUCUUUUUUGCAACUUAAAACAGGACAGGAUAGUUUUUUGUAUUUGCACAUAACACUUGUCCUGACGUCCAAUUAAGUUCUAAUACGAUUCAUGUGAAAGGUUCUAAAGUGUUCACAAUUGACCCUUUGCAAAGACCUGAUGCUGUUGCUACAUCCGAGAAGCCAUGGCGCUCUCACGCACACAUCAUGUAGCGCCUUAGUUCAAGUGGCACAUGAACCGAUCAUCUCUUUCUCUUUACUAGUUAUAGCAUGAAAUAAACAUAAAAGAACAUCAG